Messenger RNA from Cooperia oncophora, 906 nucleotides. Lineage: Eukaryota; Metazoa; Nematoda; Chromadorea; Rhabditida; Trichostrongylidae. The record is from the annotation of a GenBank genome assembly.
AUGUGGAUUUUUCUUAAACUUAUUCAUCACUGCAAUAUCGAAUUUCCGCGAGAACUGUGUGAAGAAAAUAGCGGUGCUGUUCUAGCAAGGUGGAACAUAGCGUCCGUCUUCCUGGAACAGCGCCGAAAUUACUUUUUUGGUUCAGUCUGUCGAUAUCUACGAUUUUUCCAGACCACGCUUGCAUGGAUGGAACGGAUACUAUCCCGCAAACAGGAGUUGGAUGAUCAGAUUGAUGAUAUGGUUGAAGUGGACAAGAUCUCCUUCACUAGCUCUACCACGCUUGCAUGGAUGGAACGGAUACUAUCCCGCAAACAGGAGUUGGAUGAUCAGAUUGAUGAUAUGGUUGAAGUGGACAAGAUCUCCUUCACUAGUUUCGCGAGUUCUGAUGACGGCGAUCUUCGAAUGUCUGUUCAGCAAAGCCCUAUACCAUCUAAUUUCUCCGAUUUCAAAACGGCGUCUGAGCUUUCCCUUCAUUGCCAACAUAGAUCUAGGUCCGACUCGGAAAAUGAAUCGCCUGCCGACAGUCCAUCUUGCUCAAGAGUCGAUACGUCUUGUCCAGUUCCUACGCCAUCGUCCUCUACGUUGGAUCAGGAUGUCGUCCCCGAAGCAAUGGUGAAAUCGGGCUCAGCCUCCUCUUCAUUUUGCAUUGAUCACGCAUGGAUAAAUAACCUCUCUUUUACCAAUGAAUUGGAACCUAUACCGGAAAUUGUCUCUCGGGAGCCAUAUUGGAAGGAAAUGGAGCGGGAGUUUAUUGCUCUACGUCUGCGUGAUGCUAAUGUAUCAAAGGAUUUGGAGGAGUCAAAUAUGUAUAUGUAUUCGCUUCGCCUUACAUUGGCUGCGAUAGAGGAGGCCCGAUGGCUGAAUGACGUGUCAAAGGAUCCCGAGUUGUCUCGUUUAGUUCACGAG